Besnoitia besnoiti is the source of this 1188-nucleotide messenger RNA. Its product is annotated as microneme protein MIC12. The coding region runs from base 1 to 1188 and encodes 395 amino acids. The record is from RefSeq and is a predicted model, not a curated record. Lineage: Eukaryota; Apicomplexa; Conoidasida; Eucoccidiorida; Sarcocystidae. The transcript has a single exon.
AUGCCAAGGCUGGCAAUGGCUACGGCUCAAACUGUGCUCCGUGUAUACACGGCCUCGCUCCGCCGAGUUACACCCCGAAGUGCCGGACAUCUUUCUUGGACGGAAUGUGGCAACCCGAAGCCGGAACUCCGCAUCCGCGUGAGAGACCAAUGUGACAACGUCAAGUGCCUGUGCGCCAAAUCUGAGAUCUGCAAGGAGGGGACCACCGAGGUCCCGCCCACUGAAGAACUCCUGCCCCCGUACGGAGAAGUCGAGCCCCCGUACGGAGAAGUCGAGCCCCCGACUGGAGAAAUCCAGCUCCCCACUGGAGAGAUGGAACCCCCCACUGGAGAAAUCGAGCCCCCGACUGGAGAAGUCGAGCCCCCGUAUGGAGAAGUCGAGCCCCCGACUGGAGAGAUCCAGCCCCCGUAUGGAGAAAUCGAGCCCCCGUAUGGAGACGUCGAGCCCCCGACUGGAGAAAUCGAGCCCCCGUAUGGAGAAGUCGAGCCCCCCACUGGAGAGAUCCAGCCCCCGACUGGAGAAAUCGAGCCCCCGUAUGGAGAAGUCGAGUCCCCGACUGGAGAGAUCCAGCCCCCGUAUGGAGAAGUCGAGCCCCCGACUGGAGAAGUCGAGCCCCCGUAUGGAGAAGUCGAGCCCCCGUAUGGAGAGAUCCAACCCCCGACUGGAGAGAUCCAACCCCCGACUGGAGAGAUCCAGCCCCCGUAUGGAGAAGUCGAGCCCCCGACUGGAGAGAUCCAGCCCCCGUAUGGAGAAGUCGAGCCCCCGACUGGAGAAAUCCAGCCCCCCACUGGAGAGAUGGAACCCCCCACUGGAGAAAUCGAACCCCCGACUGGAGAGAUCGAACCCCCAACCACUGGUGGCGAGGGCGAGCAAGGCGAACCUGGAGUAGACGAGAGCACUGAGGAGGGUCCGAUCGAAGAGGAGGACACCUCGACUGAGGGAAGCAAUAGUGAGAAAGAAGAAGGAGGUCCGCCGACUGCAGCAAUUGCCGGUGGUGUCGUUGGUGGUGUUCUUUUGCUCGCUGCCGCGAUCGGCGCGGGCAUGUACGCAAGUGGCGGGGGCGGCGGCGAAGCAGAAGGCGAGCAGGUCAUGUUCGAAGGCGCAGAAGAAGGUGGUGUGACUGGCGAGGCACCGGAGACGGAAACCGUUAUCGAAAUCGAAGACGACGCGUGGGCAGAUAUGGACUAA